CCAGGAAGUGACGUUGCCUGGUUACUAGGCACCAUGUCCCGCUGACAGCAGCCAGCUGAAGCACGCUAACGAAGAUUUGUUUUUAAUGCGGUUUUGCGUUUAAUUCGUUUGUCUCCUAAUCUCUAACGAGGUUAAUGCAACUGUAACACGAACCCCUUUUUACCGGGCGACCCUUUACCAGGUUCAGUUUGUUGGGGAGGACUGCCAUGUUGAGCCCCGGUGAACUAGAAGGUGAAGUGGACCAUUCGUUUUUCGACAGUGAUGGUGAAGAUACUAGUGCCAGCAAAGAUGGAGGGGAAAAGUUGGAGAAAGGCGGGAAGGCUGAAAAGGAGGGCCCACCAGCACACGAGAGGCUACAACCAAACCCAAUUGAAAAUACAAAAGUCAGUGGGUCCCAAAAGACUGAUGGGACCAGAAAACAUCUGGAGAUAGACGACAACAACACUAGCAGCAGAGAUGAGAGAAAAGAAAACAGCUCUCAUUUAAAGGGAGAAGAUAAAAGCAUGGAAUCCAGGAUAUCAUUGGAUAAAGUACUCAAUGGCAGUAAGUCCUCAAAAAGGCGUACAUCCCCUACUUUCAGUGAAAGUAGUGCAGGUGCAGACUCAGAGAGCUCCUCUAGAAGUAGCAGUAGGAGAAGCAGUCCAGAUUCACACACCCUUCCCAGGCCCAACAAAACACCUGCAGUAGGUAAGACCAGAGGGGGCUCAGCAGGAUCUCAGGGUGGCCGUACAGAGGGUACAGUGACAAAUGUUAGCCGCCUCUCCUCUCCUGACACCAGCCCUCUCCAGUCGCUGGACCUGAAUCACACAGAGGGAUGCCUUAAAGAGCAGCGGCAGGAGGAGAGGGUGCCCUCCAGUGGCCUAAGCGACAUGCACCAGGAUGUGGACGAGUGCUCCCUCAGGACAGACAGCCAUCUUGAAGGUGAACUGGUCUUCCGCCAUCCUGGACGGAGAAUCAGGAAGAACUACUCAUUCAGCAAUGAUGAGGCUCAACGCAUAGAACGGGAGAACCAUCGUCUUCUUCGGGAGAUCUCGCGCCAUUCUCCAGCACCAAGACCAGGAAGCAGCGCGAGGAAGAAAAUCCAUCCGGCCAGCAAGUCGCCGUUUAUCCGACUCUCUCACAGCGCACUGAACAGGCAGCGGGAACAGCAGCGCAUCGAGAGGGACAACCUGGCUCUCCUGAAGAGGCUGCAGAUCGCCAAGCCGACGCCUGGCCUGAAACGCUCAGAACAACUGCAGGACUUCCAGCGACAAGCCGCAUACUUCGGAGCUUCAUCAUACCCAAUGUCCACCAACAAGAAAAAGAAGUCUCCCAGCAAGACGCCCUCAGCAGCAGGACCCAGGCCGGGCAGUUCAGCCCCCCACAGCUCCAGUGCAGCUUCCCCCUCACCUGACCCUGGUGAUACACCCGUACCCCGGACAAAGAGAACGAGUGCAGCCAAACCAGAACACAGCCAUGAUGAAAAAUAAACUUGUUUUCCAGUGAGUGAUGAUGCCAUUUCAUCUGUAUUUCUUCCUUUCCCACUUUUGUUCAUAUUUGUACAGUUUAUGAUGCACAUAAGAAUAAUUAAAUAUUUAUUUGAAAUAUUA
Trematomus bernacchii (emerald rockcod) is the source of this 1589-nucleotide messenger RNA. RefSeq names its product cilia and flagella associated protein 97 (gene cfap97). NCBI's taxonomy places the organism in Eukaryota, Metazoa, Chordata, Actinopteri, Perciformes, Nototheniidae. The transcript is spliced from 5 exons. The coding region runs from base 207 to 1469 and encodes 420 amino acids. The record is from RefSeq and is a predicted model, not a curated record. Gene Ontology annotation, biological process: spermatogenesis.